This is a messenger RNA of Aspergillus heteromorphus CBS 117.55, 1104 nucleotides long. RefSeq lists its product as uncharacterized. Lineage: Eukaryota; Fungi; Ascomycota; Eurotiomycetes; Eurotiales; Aspergillaceae. The annotation marks the transcript as partial. The transcript has 2 exons. The record is from RefSeq and is a predicted model, not a curated record.
GACGAUACUGGCGACGAUACUGGCGACGAUACUGGCGACGAUACUGGCGACGAUACUGGCGACGAUACUGGCGACGAUACUGGCGACGAUACUGGCGACGAUACUGGCGACGAUACUGGCGACGAUACUGGCGAUGACACCGAUAAUGAUACUGGGGAUUAUACUGAUAAUGACUCUGGCGACGACUCAGUCGCCAGCUCGACGUACGCUACUCCCGCUACCAGCUCCAGCGCUGCUGUCUCGGACGAUGAGCUGUGCAGUCCUCAAUGUACUGAAUGCAUAUCCAACGACCUGACCGAUACUUCUAGCGCAUCAUCCAAGCGAUCCAACUGGUUCGACCGAGGGCUGUCCAAGAGAACCUCGGACUAUCUCACAUGGAUGCUCACCCAGAUGAGAACCGGCCCGCUUCUUACCAAGGACGCCAGCGGCAUGACAACCUCCGAAACGGUCGUGUUCGACAACAGCGCCAUCAACUUCAGUCAGACCAACAUUCGCGGCUGUACCGUUGUUAUUGUCGUCUCCAAGUAUGCUGCUUACCAGGCUCACAUUUGGGAAGACCCCGGCUUCGUCUCACAGACCAACGACGCCACCACGGCUGUCUUGAAUGAGGCAGAGUUCCAAAACACCGUCCUCACCUACCUCACCAACGACUCAAAUCUCAAGAUGCCCCAACUCACCGGCUCGACCGCAUACCCCGACCCCGGAACCCAGGUCUACAUCGGCACUCCCCAGGCUCAAUCCGGCAAGAACACCGCUAAGUACCCGGCCCAGGUAUCCAGAGUGGGAAUCACUGUCAACGAGGUCCUUGGCCUCAGCGCCGCACCAACAGAGUACUACUACAGCACCGAAGAAACUGCCGGCGAAGGCAAAUGGCUAUUCCAAUUCCCCAACUCAUGCGAUAAGCCCUUGUGGCAGAUCUGGUACGGAGACGAUCCCAAUAGCGCUCUAUGGGCCUCCAGCCAGAAUGGCGCAUGCUCAUCUGCACCCGCACCCGCUUCUGCAUCUUCGUCUGUGACGGCUGUCAGAACUCCUCCAUUCCCCAUCUUUACUGAUGCUUCAACAUUGAUUGCGCGGCCUAGAACAACCACUCAAGCUUACUUUUAA